AUGUCUUUUAACGUGAAUUGGAACUCCUUAGAAACAGACUCUUUACGGAGCUGGACAGUCGAGUUGCUCACAGAAGCGUUAAAUUCUGGCAAGCGGCCAAACAUUUUGGCAUCGGAUAUAACUAUCAAGGAUCUUAACUUUGGUAAAAUUGCACCACGCUUCGAAAUACUUGAGAUUGGAGAACUUGAUAGAGAUCGGUUUAGAGGCAUUUUCAAAAUUGAUUACAACGGAGAUUUUCAUCUUACUCUCCAUACAAAAGUCCAGGCCAAUCCUCUCAAGAUCUACAGUGAUAACUCUUUGGAGAAGGAGAUACUGGCGUCUAGUCCAUUUGUGACACCUGACUUUCUACUUUCACUGGACGCAUUCAACAUUCCUUUGGAUUUAAAAUUGAGCGAUAUCAAGAUCUCAGGUAUAGGUAUUAUCGUCUUUUCUAAAUCUAAAGGCCUUACUAUGGUUUUCAGGAACGAUCCUUUGGACUCCAUUAAGGUUUCUUCGACUUUCGAUACCGUUCAAGUUUUGGCUACAUUUUUGCAAAAUCAAAUUGAAAACCAGAUUCGAGACUUAUUCAGGGAAACAUUACCGACUUUGCUCCACAAAGUCUCGUUGAAGUACACAUCAUCUAACAAUACCAAUGAUAUCAUUGAUAACCUAAAAGACCAUUUGAGCAACAAUGUUUAUCUGAAUGCUUUGGAGUCUUUAGAAGUUGAGAACGUUUCACCUGGUAACCUUCAAAAACUUGCGAAGAUAUACUCAUCGAGGGAGACGCUCAAGUUGAAUGUUCCUAAGCUUAAAAGAAUUGUCCAAAGAAAUCAUUUGGAGAAGUUUAACAAAAACUUAAACCCCAACCUAGCUAGUUGCUUGUAUACCAAUAUGGGAUUGCAAGAAUAUUCUGGCUUUUCGGGCGUUUCAUCAAGCUACAACUCCAUUCCUGUUGGGCUUAUUGCAAAUGAAGAUUUCAAGAAAGUGGAUGAAAUUCUUCAGGAAAUCUCUAGCAUUCAAUCUAAAAACUUCAAGUCUGGCAGUAAUGAUCAUAAGCCGGCGAAAAGAAGAACUAUCAAACUUGGUAAAGGCAUGCGCCAAAAGAAGGUGGAUAUGCAGAAUGUGGAUGAAUCCACUUUGAACUCUAUCAACAUGUCCAGAUGCGCUACCGAGUAUUGUGACACACUAUCUGAUGUUUCAACCGUUUUGUCAGAUGACCAACACAAUCACAUUGAACAACCUACUCCGUUGAAAGUUUUCACCGACACUCGUCCACCACUAAGGAAUGUCGUGUAUACUGAGGGGUACAAGUGUUCUUCUCCAAUGAACUCAAACUCCUCCUUCGUUGGUAGCGUUGGCCUCGGAAACAACUUUUUCCAAAUCGCAAGUGGAUGCGCUCCAUCUGCCUCCCCUUUGAGAAAUGACCUCAGCGGGCAAAAGAGCGUUCAUAGUCACGAUGUGAAGGUAAAAGUUAAAAAAUCCAUGAACCGGAUUGAUGUUAGCCAAAUCAACGAGAAGCUCAAUGGUGGCUUCAACAACGGGACUCUGAAAGAGGCAAUGCACAAUGAGAAUAAAGCCUUUUCUCAUAAUGAUCCGCUGAUCACGCCGUUUGAGCUUCCUCCUCCGCCAUACCACCAGCUCUCGCGUGCCUGA
Messenger RNA from Clavispora lusitaniae ATCC 42720, 1632 nucleotides. It is a transcript of the gene MDM34, whose product is annotated as ERMES complex subunit. The record is from RefSeq and is a predicted model, not a curated record. Gene Ontology annotation, molecular function: lipid binding. NCBI's taxonomy places the organism in Eukaryota, Fungi, Ascomycota, Pichiomycetes, Serinales, Metschnikowiaceae. Gene Ontology annotation, biological process: phospholipid transport; mitochondrion organization. Gene Ontology annotation, cellular component: ERMES complex.